Megalopta genalis is the source of this 1813-nucleotide messenger RNA. Its product is annotated as DNA-dependent protein kinase catalytic subunit-like. Gene Ontology annotation, cellular component: nucleus. Lineage: Eukaryota; Metazoa; Arthropoda; Insecta; Hymenoptera; Halictidae. Gene Ontology annotation, molecular function: protein serine/threonine kinase activity. The record is from RefSeq and is a predicted model, not a curated record. Gene Ontology annotation, biological process: intrinsic apoptotic signaling pathway in response to DNA damage; telomere maintenance; double-strand break repair.
UCUGUUGAUAUUCACCGGUGAAAGUCGACAUUCUCCAAUUUCGGUCAUUCACGGUAACAUAUCCAAAUAAACAGGUGACUGAACACAAUUUAAGACCAGGAACAAUAUCCAAUGAGAUCAGAACCUAUGAAGCUCAAAUAAAAAAUUUAACCUGAGCAAAUUAAGCAAAUUGUACACCAGAUGACUGAAAACAUCAAGAAGUCAUUUGCUAAACGUAAAGAUAAAACGCAUUUGCAAAACUAUAGUCCACGGUUGCAUAGAUUUUCUGGGAAAGACAUCGAAAUACCUGGACAGUACACUGAGGCUUAUGCCACAGUAUCAUGCCAAAAUCAUGAAGCUAGAAUCUUCAGAGAAGGUGCUCAAAUCUCUCCGGAAGCCUACACAAAUCGUUAUGAUUAGUAACGAUGCAAAAGAGUGUUCCUUCCUGGUGAAGUUCGGUGAAGAUUUGAGACAAGAACAAAGGUUACAACAGUUGUUCACUGUUAUGAAUAAAACGUUGCGCAUUCAUGCUAUUUGCAAUCAGAGACACGUAUCAGGUGAUUUCUUUGUUCAAGGCAGUGGGGCUAAUAGAAUGGAUAGGCAAUAUAAGAUCUCUGCAAGAGUUUAUAUACAUUACAUUAUCCGCGGAAGAAGAAAAACAGUACAAGGCGAUAGAUGUACACUAUGAAGAGUGGAUUCAAAGCGCCACACCCUCUAAAGCAGGUUGAGAGAUAUAAAGAGGCAAUAGUGAAAUACAGCGCAGCAAAAGUGAUCGCUAAAAUGAACGAGUUUAUAAGUAAAAUCAUGUCCAUCUGUAGAAAGCGUCGUUGUGAUGUGUCGAAAUUUUGUCACCACUUUUACCACCAUGUGCAUUGCUCAUUGGAGUUUGGGUACCAGUGAUCGACAUCUUGGAAAUCUUCUGAUCGCAGUUCAAUCUGGUCGUUGUUUGGGAAUCGAUUUUGGAUUAGCAUUCGACGUCGGUGUUGAUCUGAGGAUUCCUGAAUGAAUGCCGUUUCGUUUAACAGAUCAAAUUCUUGGUUUGCUCAGAUCUUUCAGAUCUUUGAAAAAUAUCUUCUACGAUCUAUAAUGGUACAUACGUUAAAAGCGCUCAGGAACUAGGCAGGUCCUAUCCUAUCUUUUUUUUGUUCACAAGCCCUUAAAUUUGACUGAACAUGUGAACAAAAAACAGCGAGAAGAUGGAGAUGAUAUCGCGGACAUUAGAUGGAUGCCUAUAAAAAAGAUCAAAGCUAUUACCAAAAAAUUAAACGGAAUCAAACCGACUUUGAUUAUUCUAGAGCAAUUCAAGGUUCAACACGAGAACAAAUAUUUUGGUAGAUAUUAUGUUAUACUAAAUGGAGAAGAUGACAAUAAACUCCUCGAGCAGCCAUGAAUAAUGAUCAUCUAACUCCUGAGGAACAGAUAAUAUUUUAUACAGUGUCCCAGAUCACCUAUCUACUAUUCUUCUUCAUUUUAAUAACAAGCGUAGUCUCUGAUACAAAUUAUUUCUUGAUGUUGAGUUACAAAUUUAAUUAAAUUUUUAGAUUCAAUGCUUCCUGGAUCAAGCAACCGACUUAAAUAUUCUAGACCGUACAUAUGUUGGCUACUGGCCAUAGCUUCAAAUCAUUCAAACUUAGGUAUAGUUAUGCUUGAUCAUGACAUUACUUGCAAUUAUAGGCAUAUAAUAUAUUUUGUAUACGAAUGUAUUUUUACAAAUUAAAUUAAAUCAAACAAUUUAAUAGAUUACUUGAACUUUUAAACUAUUUACAUGUCUGCUUUAAAAACGGGUCAGUUGAAAUAUGCAAAGCUAAUAUUUAUAAUUCAUCCAUUAAAUAAU